Messenger RNA from Jatropha curcas, 1604 nucleotides. RefSeq names its product hydroxyproline O-galactosyltransferase HPGT2. Gene Ontology annotation, cellular component: Golgi membrane. Gene Ontology annotation, molecular function: galactosyltransferase activity. The record is from RefSeq and is a predicted model, not a curated record. Lineage: Eukaryota; Viridiplantae; Streptophyta; Magnoliopsida; Malpighiales; Euphorbiaceae.
CCAAAAACUCUCUCUGUUUCUGGAAAUUCAUUCAACGCAAUGUCCGUUACGGAUUUUCUCAUUUUCGCUUGCUCAGUUUUAAAUGCCAACUCCAGCUUCAAUUUUCUCAAAUUUAUCUGUCAGAUCGUUCGUUCAGUUUACCUACUCAUAUAGGUAGAUUACGUAUAUUUACGAAGCUUGUAAGUAUACUGUAGUAGCCGGCGAUGGAGAGCUUACCAACGACCACAAAAUCUGACAGGCGAUGGAGAUCGAAGCCUCUACAGAGCUCGAAACCUUCUCUCGUCAUGGCCUUCUUUUCUUGCCUCGCUUGGCUCUAUGUUGCUGGACGAUUGUGGCAAGAUGCUGAGAACAGAACAUUGCUUUCUAAUCUUCUUAAGCUGAAUUCGGCCCAGAGACCCAAGGUUCUCACUGUAGAAGAUAAGCUAACUGUCCUAGGAUGCAAAGAUCUGGAAAGGAGAAUUGUGGAAGCCGAGAUGGAGUUGACCCUGGCCAAGAGUCAAGGGUACCUCAAGAACCAGUUAUCGCAAAAGGAGUCUUCUUCAGGACGAAAGCUUCUCGCGGUUAUUGGAGUGUAUACUGGAUUUGGCAGUCGAUUAAAGCGAAAUAUGUUUCGAGGAUCAUGGAUGCCUAGAGGUGAUGCCUUACAAAAACUUGAGGAAAGAGGAGUAGUGAUACGCUUUGUGAUUGGUCGGAGUGCCAAUCGAGGUGAUAGCUUAGAUCGUCUUAUUGAUGAAGAAAAUAGCUCAACAAAGGAUUUCUUGAUUCUUGAGGGCCAUGAGGAGGCAUUGGAAGAAGUGCCAACGAAAGCAAAAUUCUUCUUUAGCACUGCCGUACAAAAUUGGGAUGCUGAAUUUUAUGUGAAAGUUGAUGACAAUAUAAAUCUGGAUCUUGAGGGGUUAAUUGGACUUCUUGAACGUCGUCGUCGUCAAGAUAGUGCUUAUAUUGGGUGCAUGAAGUCAGGAGAUGUGAUAACUGAAGAGGGAAAGCAAUGGUAUGAACCUGAAUGGUGGAAAUUUGGGGAUGAGAAAUCCUACUUCCGGCAUGCAGGUGGUGCACUUCUAAUACUCUCCAAAAAUUUGGCCCAGUAUAUUAACAUAAACAGUGCAUCUCUAAAGACUUACGCUCAUGAUGAUAUAUCCAUUGGAUCUUGGAUGAUGGGUCUCCAAGCAACUUAUAUAGAUGACAAUCGUCUUUGUUGCAGUAGCAUUAAACAAGACAAAGUUUGUUCUCUAGCAUGAUCAGAUUCAGAGGAGAGAGGCUUUACUUACAUGGGGAUAUAUAUAUAUACCUGCUAAUUUGCUGCGUGGGGUUUAGAAGAACAUUCACUGAGAUCUGUGGUUCACAAGAGAAGCACAUAUCUGUUUGCUGCACCCACUUCAAGGAGAACCGGAGCACUCCGUAGAUGAUUCUUUUUAGAUGCGGUGAUUAGCUGCAAUUCUUUUUAGAUUAAAUACAGCCUACAACUUCAUGAACUGUUGACAAGUUUGUUAAGAUGCUUAAAUGUUAUAAAAAGGAGGACUUGUUUUCUCUACGAGUUACAUGAUCAUGUUCUCCUGUUUCUCCAGUUACUCAUGUCAAAUGCAAGGUUGUUAUCUAUUUACUUA